This is a messenger RNA of Tinamus guttatus (white-throated tinamou), 2258 nucleotides long. The record is from RefSeq and is a predicted model, not a curated record. Lineage: Eukaryota; Metazoa; Chordata; Aves; Tinamiformes; Tinamidae.
GGGUGGAGGUCUCAGACUGAACUCCUAUAGACUUUUUGGAAACAACUGGUUAGAGAAGAGUUUAUAUCAUGGCUCCAGCUGAGAGGAGCAGUAAGGUAUGCUUGGCCAUGACAAUGGAUUUAUUUGCAUCAGAUACUCUUAUAUGAAAAGAUCACAAUUCCAAAGAAUCUAAAAGUUAUUUCAUCUCCUGAAACAGUAUGGCAGGCUUCAAACGAGGAUAUGAUGGAAAAAUUGCAGGAUUGUAUGACUUGGAUAAAACUUUGGGCAGAGGUCAUUUUGCUGUGGUCAAACUUGCUCGACAUGUCUUUACAGGUGAAAAAGUAGCAGUCAAAGUAAUUGACAAGACUAAACUGGACACUCUAGCCACUGGACAUCUGUUCCAAGAAGUUAGAUGCAUGAAACUUGUACAGCAUCCCAAUAUUGUACGACUGUAUGAGGUGAUUGACACCCAGACUAAGCUCUAUCUUAUCUUAGAGCUAGGUGAUGGAGGAGAUAUGUUUGAUUACAUCAUGAAACAUGAAGAAGGUCUGAAUGAGGAUCUCGCAAAAAAAUACUUUGCUCAAAUAGUUCAUGCUAUAUCCUACUGCCAUAAACUGCAUGUAGUUCACAGAGACUUAAAACCAGAGAAUGUCGUCUUCUUUGAAAAACAAGGACUUGUGAAAUUGACUGAUUUUGGCUUCAGCAACAAAUUUCAGCCCGGAAAGAAGCUCACCACAAGUUGUGGGUCUCUCGCAUAUUCUGCUCCGGAGAUUUUACUUGGGGAUGAAUACGAUGCACCAGCAGUGGAUAUUUGGAGUCUGGGAGUCAUCCUUUUUAUGUUGGUGUGCGGACAGCCACCGUUUCAAGAAGCAAAUGACAGUGAAACUCUGACCAUGAUAAUGGACUGCAAAUACACGGUUCCACCUCAUGUGUCCAAAGAAUGUAAAGACCUGAUUACCCGGAUGUUGCAGAGAGACCCAAAGCGAAGGGCAUCUUUGGAAGAGAUUGAAAACCACGCGUGGCUCCAAGGAGUUGACCCGUCUCCUGCGACCAAGUACAACAUUCCUCUUGUGUCAUACAAAAACCUGUCAGAGGAGGAACACAACAGCAUAAUACAGCGCAUGGUGCUUGGCGAUAUAGCGGACCGAGAUACCAUAGUGGAGGCUUUGGAAACGAACAAAUACAAUCACAUCACCGCUACUUACUUCUUACUGGCUGAAAGGAUCCUGAGAGAAAAACAAGAGAAAGAAAUUCAGACCAGAUCUGCAAGCCCCAGCAACAUCAAAGCCCAGUUCAGGCAGUCGUGGCCAACAAAGAUUGAUGUACCCCAAGAUCUGGAGGAUGACCUGACUGCUUCUCCCCUCUCCCAUGCAACCGUUCCCCAGUCUCCAGCUCGCACAGCCGAGAACGUCCUCAACGGCCACAGGAACAAGGCCCUCGGAGAUCCGGCAAAGAAGGAGGAUAUCCCGGAGCUAGCCGGGCCCGCGCUGUCCGUAGUUCCACCGGUGAGCUUAAAACCCACGACAAGUGGCCGAAAGUGCUUGUUCAGGGUUGAGGAAGAUGAGGAGGAGGAUGAGGAGGACAAGAAGCCUAUUUCUCUUUCUACUCAAGUCGUUCUGCGCCGUAAGCCUUCAGUUACGAACCGCCUGACGUCGAGAAAGAGCGCGCCGGUCCUCAACCAGAUCUUCGAAGAGGGGGAGUCGGAUGACGAGUUUGACAUGGAUGAGAACCUGCCCCCGAAGCUCAGCCGCUUAAAGAUGAACAUUAGCAGCCCGAGCGACGGCAGCAAGGGCGGCGGGAGCCCCUCCGGCAGCGCCGGCGGCGGCACCGGCGGCACGGCGGGCUCCACGCGCCGCUGCGCGGGCCCGACAGGCUCCGUGCAGCUGUCGUCCAGGAGCGCGGGGGAGCUGGUCGAGAGCCUAAAGCUGAUGAGCCUUUGCUUGGGUUCGCAGAUCCAUGGCACUGCUAAGUACAUUAUUGAUCCUCAAAACAGUCUGUCGUUUUCCAGCGUGAAAGUGCAGGAGAAAUCAUCGUGGAAAAUGUGCAUCAGCUCCAGCGGCAGCGCGAGCCAGGCCCCGUCGCUGGGCAGCCUCAAGUUCUUUUCCGACCGGAUGUCAGACACAGCCAACGAGUUGGAACGGCUAAAGAGCAGGAACUUGAAAAAUAACGUGCUCCAACUACCUCUGUGCGAAAAGACGAUAUCUGUGAACAUCCAGCGGAGCCCCCAGGAGGGGCUGCUCUGCUCCGCCACGCAGCCCAGCUGCUGUCACGUCAUCUGA